Physcomitrium patens is the source of this 902-nucleotide messenger RNA. The record is from RefSeq and is a predicted model, not a curated record. NCBI's taxonomy places the organism in Eukaryota, Viridiplantae, Streptophyta, Bryopsida, Funariales, Funariaceae.
UUGGCCUGACAAUGGAUCGACUGCGCUGAACAUGAACAACGGCUUUGGUCGAUGAAGGGAUGCUGUUCAAGUUCAGCAGUUGUGUGUCUCCACCGCCCAAGUCUGCGAAGGCCAAUGCAGUUGUGGAAACACACCGCAUGGCAUCCACAAUUCGGCGGCCGAUGUGCAAUCCUGGGGUGGGUUCGUAAGGGGAGAAUCGGUUCAUUAGUCUAAUCACGAGGAACCAGGGUUUUUGUUGCAGUGGAUUCCAUGGCGGUGAUGUUGUGAGGAGGGUAGCGAUGGCGGUGGUGCAGAAGCUGCGGUUGGGUUUGUGGCUGCGCUACUGGGCGGGGCUCCGUCUCGCACCGCACGUCGGCACACCCGCCCAUGUCGCCCAUCGCAUGCUCAAGCUAGCUGCAGUUGGACCAGGUGACCUCGUCGUCGACCUUGGAUGCGGUGAUGCGCGCUUGCUCAUUGCUGCUGCCGAGGAGUUUGGUGCGCAAGGUUACGGGGUGGAGCUGGACCCAGCUUUGUUUGCAGAGGCACAGAGAGCGGUUGCUAAAGAAAAUCUCAAUCACUUGAUAACUGUGGAGCGGAAGGAUGCAUUCUCCACGGAUCUGACGAAAGCCACAGUAGUGACAUUGUACUUGAGCACCAAAGGCAAUGCUCGUCUACUUCCAAUGUUGCGUGAGCAGUUGCCGUCGGGAGCUCGUGUGGUCUCUUUCUGCUGGCCAUUUGAAGCUCUUAAGCCAGCUUCGGUGGUCAAAGUAGAUGGCAUCAGUCUGUAUCUCUAUAAAUCAAUGACUCAAAGAGUAUGAAUGGUUUCAGCUGUGGUUGUGAUCGCAAGGGAUAUGUGGUGUAAUUGACUAAAAAUAACCCUGAUUCUGCAGGGAAGUGCAAAACGAGCAUGCCAAUCUAUUACA